GAGAAAACGGAGUCGCAGACUCGCAGAAGUGCAGAGCCGAGAACGCGUCCACUCCAGUUUCCGACGAAGGGGGGUCGAGAGACACCCGAGCAGCUGCAAGUCUUGCCUCGACGAGCUCGCUGCUUCUCGGCUUUUUCUCUCUCGCUCACUCGAAGGCGGCCCCCAGGUCGAGUUUUCGCGCCUCAGCUGCUGUCGAGACACCGCGAUCGACUCUGCUUCUUUGCCUAUCUUCCUGCCUUCUCUUCCUGCCUUUUCUUCCUGCCUUUUCUUCCGGUUUCCCUCCAUGCUUGUUUUCACCUGGUGCCGAACUCGCAAGACGCCGACUCCAGGGCCGCUGCUCGCCGGCGGGAGGAAAGGCGCAUGUCUACAGACUCCGGUGUUCCUUUCUUCACUCAACGCUCUCUCGCGCGUAUUUCGAGAGUUUCUGUUUCGAUUUUCAGAAAUCUAUUAUUUCACAGAUGCGUCGAAAAAGGGAUGCACACCCCAAGAACGCCGCGCUGUUUCUGCUUCUGUAUCGUCCUUCUCGUGCUCGUCGGUCUGUCCAUUUCCGUUGCCCUGAGAGUGACGGUCCCCCCGCUCGUGGUGUCCUCUCUCUCUCUCUUUCCUUUUGCUCUUCGUUUUUUUCCUCCGUCUUUUCUUUCUUUUUGCUCUUCUUCUCUCUCGUCUCCCGUUUUCAGCGUGGAUCUCUGCCUUUCCGGCGACGCAGGACGCAGACACUGUACUUCUCUCGCGCUCUCCUGCAUGCAAGAGCGCGCGCGGCAGUUGGCGCUUCUCCUUCCUCUCUUUUUUGGAACCACAGUUUCUCUUCUCUUCUUUCUCGGCCUUUUCACUUCCAAAACUCUCACCCUCUCUCCUGUCUCCGAAAAAGCGCCCUCGUCUCCGCGGCCACAGCACCCUCCACUGCGCCCGCCAAUCACAAAUUUUCCUCUCUGCUGUGUUCUUUGCGUCGACUUUGUGUAGAUGGAAACGCGUCUUUCUCUCUCCUCUGAGUGGCGAGAGACUUUUCUGAGGCUGGAGCAAAGGCGGUUUCUGGAAGGCCGCCCCGCAUUCCCUCGUGACGCGCUUCGUUCACAGUCUUCGUCAACUUUGCUUGUUUUCGUCCGGCGUUCCUCUCUCUCCUGACCGCCGCCGAGCUCUCUUGCUAUCCCCCUGUCUUCUCUUUCUCCGUUCUGUGCCUCUCUCGAAUUCUCUUCCCCAAGUUUCGCUGUCACUUUCUCACGUCUGCUGUCUUCUCUUUCUCUUCUCUCAGCUCUCCGUACAGAGACUUCCAGCCUGCGCGGGUCCCAGGAACUCCUUCGAGCCGCCCGUUCUCUUCUUCUCUCCUCUUCUUCUUCUCUUCUUUUUCUCUUCUCUUCCUCUCUUCUUAUCUUCUUCUGUUCUUUUCUUCUCUUCUUCGUCUGCGUGCAAUCCAGAUGCAGCGCCGCAAGACGUUUUUCCGCUUCCCCUCUCUUUCUCUGAAGAGUUCGUCGACGGAGGCGGCCGAGGCGCCGGCUGCAGAGUUCGAGCCUCAUCACGCUCCGAAGCCUCCCGAGAAGGCGCCUCCCUCAGGCGCUCCUCCCUCAGCGUCCGGCCCCUCGGAUAAGUCUGGCUUUCUCCCCGUUCUCAGUCCGCCCGCGCGUCUCGACUCGGCUGGUCGAAGCACCGAACCUGCCGACGCGUCUUCCGAGCUUCCCUCAGGUCUCCAGGACGGUCUACAUCAAGCCGACGAAUGCGCAGACUGCCGCGAGUCUCUGCGCUCCGAGAAGCCAUCAGAUCCUUUUCUCCCUUCGCCGUCUCCCCACCGCUGUCCUCCUCCUCCUCCAUCGUGUCUCACUCCCCCGUCUCCCCUCACUUGCCUCACUCCUCCGUCUCCCCUCACUUGUCUCACUCCUCCGUCUCCUCCCUCUCCCUCUUCUUCUCGAGGGCCAUCGGCGUUCGCGGCCGCGGACGAGGCGUCUCGCGGACGCGAAGCGAGGGAAGCCGCGCAAAAACAAGCCUCGCCUCUCGCGGACGCGCCUCGAGCUUUGGAGCCUAUUGAGGAGGGGAAAGUCGCGGAGGCGCGGGCGUCGCCUCUCGCGGAGGCUCCGCAGGCCGAGCGCGACGCGGCGUUCGGCGCCCCCAAGGUUCUGGGCGGCUACGAAGUGCUCGGCGAAAUCGCGCGGAAGAAGAAGUCUUCGCUCUGGCUGUGCAGACGCCGGGCGGAGGCGCCGUGCCUCCUGGGCCGCGCCGAGGACGCCCACGGAGACUCCGAGCUGUCCGAGCUGUUUGCGGUCAAAGAGGUUCAAAAGGCCUCUGUGGUCACGCAGAAGCAGGCCGAGCACCUGUGGAACGAGCGCCGCGUGUUGGAGGAAGCCGCGUUCUUCCCUGAGGUCCAGUGCAGCGUCCACCGCCUCGUGGAGACCUUCAAGUCCGACAGCGCGCUCUUCUUCGUCUUCGAGGCUGUGCUCGGCGGCCCGCUUCACCGCCACAUUCGCUUCGAAGGCGGCUUCCCCGUCGACCGCGUUCGCUGGUACGCCGCAGAACUCGUCCUGAUUCUCGAGGCUCUCCACAGACGCGGCAUUCUCUACAGAGACUUGCAGGCGUCCAACAUCCUGUUGGCAGACGACGGACGCCUGAAACUCGUCGACUUUGGCCUCGCGAAAAACCUCGAACGGCCAGAGCCCUCUGCCAUCCCGCCCUGUGCAGCCUCCACUCUUGCUGCGCCGGCCUCGUCCAGUCAGUCGUCUGCGUCGACGUCUGCCCUCUCGUCCUCCGAGUUGAAGCGGACGUUUUCCUACUGCGGGACGUUGCAUGCCAUGGCGCCUGAGGUAAUCGCCGAGGGUCGCCGCGCGGCUGCAUGCGCGCCGCCUGCGCAAGGAUCGUCGAAAAAAUGGCGCGGCUGCGGCCUGUUCGAGGCGGGGGCGAGUCGCUCACACAGCCGGGAGCAGGAGAAGUCGCUCUCGAAGUCGGCCUCCUCCUUCGCACCCGUUGGGGGGAAGCAUCGCCUUUUUCCUCGGCUGGCAGAGCCGCGCUCGCGGUCGAGAAGCUCCGAGCCGAACCGCCGGACCGCGGAACAUGGCCCGCAGGCCGACGAGCAGGGAAGUCCCCGCGGCUACUCCUUCCCCGCGGACUGGUGGGCUCUGGGCGUCGUCAUCUUCGAAAUGCUGUACAACGCGGUCCCCUUCGGCUACCACGACUACGAAAACGAACGAUCGCGACCCAUUUGCGAACUCGUGAAAAGCAGCCCCUCGACUGUCAUCUUCCCUCGCGAUCGACGCGUUCCGGAUGAGGCGAAGGACUUGAUUCUUCGUCUUCUUCAGGCGGACCCAGAGAAGCGUCUUGGACGUCACGGCGCAGAGGAGGUGAAGAGUCACUCGUUUUUCCGGACGGUCGACUGGGAAACUCUCGACAGCAUUCGCCGGGCGCCGAGCGUCCCCCCAACCCUGCGGCACUUCAUUCCGGAAGUCGAGCACGGCCUCGGCUUGAUGCCUUUCAUCGAAGGAAAAAAGGAGAAACAAAAAGCAGAAGGCGAUCCGUUUGCGGAUUUCUGAGGGGAAAUUCAGUUCCACGCGUCUUCGGGAGAAGGCGAAUUCGCAUGUGCGGGGACAGCGCAACGAGGAGACCUCUCUCUGUUGCUGUAGCGCGCCUCUCGCUGACGUCUCUUUUUCAGGGGAUCCACGCUCUCUGUCUCGUCUCCUUCUUUGUAUCCUCGCUCUGCUGGCUGCUCCUGUUCUUCCUACCGUUUCGCUUCUGCCUCUCUCUUGAGCUGGUCACCUUUCGCUUACGCCGCACUGCCCGCCGUUCUCCAUCUUCCCCUCAGUUCCUCUCUCCCCGUCCUCGAGUACAGACUCCGCGCAUACCUCGAGGCGCACCGCAGCUCGCGGCCGAGGUGCAUGCCCAGUGGAGCAGAGCAGUCCCGGUUGGGGAUCUUCUCUGUGGAUCGCUCAAAGCGUCGAGUGAGGCCUCUUCUUGACGGCGACGCGCGCAGUGUCCGAGCGAUCACGAGGUUUCAGAACGUCUCUGGAAAUCUUCGUCGUCUGAUUCGAAGACCUAUCCGUUGCUUUCCGCCUUGCGCGCCGUUCGAACUCUCGCGCCCACCAAAGCAAGGGGAACGCGGAGAUACUCCCAAGAAAAAACGGGAGGAGAGCGAGUCGCCCAUAUACAGAGAGGAAGAGAGCGACAGUCGGCGACACAUGCACAUGCUACGUUUUUUAUACACAUACAUCUACGCUUCAUAUUUACAUAUGUUUAUAUAUAUAUAUAUAUAAAUAUAUAUAUAUAUAUAGAUAGAUAGAUAUAUGUAUGUUCUUGUGUUUAUGUGGAGUCUCUCUUGCAUGUGUUUGUGGAGGGGAACGGCGUUUGCUUUUUUUAGAGUGACUAGGUAUCGUGUCAUCUCAGUGUGAGUCUGUGCGCUAGCAGGCGGCAAGCGUUAAAAGGUAGAUCUGUCUCUUUUCUAGGAACGCUUCUAAGUUUCUCUCGGAGCUCCGCGUUCAUCGCGGUCUCUGAAACCGCACAGGUGCACCGUCAGCCUCGUCUCUCUCGCGUAAGGGGAGUAUACGACUCUGUGCGUUUGUAGGCAUCAGUUCGUCUUUUCAUGGACAUCCAAGCUGUCGUUGCGCAUCUGUGUUCCACGUCAAUGCAGAUGAGUCCAUGUUGGUACGCAUACGUGGAUUCAAAUACGUUCAGGCAUGCGGAAGGAGAUGUUUCCUACUGUCUCCGGGGAUGCGCAUACCUUUAUUGCUCGGCAUGCGCACAAACGCAUGCAAAAGUUUUCUUUUCUCCGUGUGUCGUUCAAAGGAUGCAAGGCAACGCGUCCAAGUCGUGUCGCUUUCUCGUUUUUUCCUCGUCAACGGUGCCUGUGAAUCGCCGGGGAAAUUCUCGUCCUCGACUUCCGUGGGCGGAGUGACCUAGGAGACUCCCUCUGCACCUCUGCUGCUCAAGCGGUCUGCUUCCUGUCGACGUCAAGAGACCUGGAGGUUCUUCUCCGUCGGCCGAAGUCGUCUUCUUCUCCUCGCGUCUCCCGUUCUCGUCCUCUCUUCCGGCCGUCGCGAGAACGAUCUUCUUCGUGUCUCUCCAUGUCCAGACCGUGGUCUCAAAAUUCAUCUUUGCCCUCCCGCAAGAGGACGCUGACAGUCCUUUUCUCCAUCUCGUCCAGUCCGGGGAGCCUGUCAAGAUUAGUGUUGCGAUCUCUACGUGCAUGUCUUUAUACAUAUAUAUAUAUAUAUAUAUAUAUAUAUAUAUAUGUGUAUGUGUAUAUGUGAGUGCUUCAUUGGCGUGUCAGUGGGCGGGGGGCGUCUCUCCGACUAUAAGCCGAUUCCACCGACCCAGCCAGUCUGCUUUUGAGUCUUUUCCGAGAAGCAGCGGCUGUCCGUUUUUCUUUGAACCCCGCGAGCGUGU
Molecule: messenger RNA, 5355 nt
Organism: Toxoplasma gondii ME49
Lineage: Eukaryota; Apicomplexa; Conoidasida; Eucoccidiorida; Sarcocystidae
Product: AGC kinase
Exons: 5
Coding region: 1413-3509 (698 amino acids)
Biological process (GO): protein phosphorylation
Molecular function (GO): protein kinase activity; ATP binding
Source: RefSeq, a predicted model, not a curated record